GUCUGCCUGUCGCGUGUGGCGGCAUGGAGGCGCCGCUGGAAGUGGUGUCGCAGUUGGAGAGCCUGGCGUUUGAGCCCAGCACCGCCGAGCCGCAGCCGGACAGCGCCGGGGACGCGCCGAACCCUCCGAGUUCCCGGGAGGGUGGUGGGGAGGACCAGGCUCCGCCGCCUGCAGCAGAGGGAACGUGCAGCUCGCUGCCGCCUGCGAGCCCCAGUGGGCCUCCCGCCGCCGGCCCCUCGUCAGACUCGGACAGCUAUACGGAUUCAGAUAGUUCAUCAACUGCAUCCUCUUCCUCUUCGUUUUCACCUUUAUCAGUGUCUGAUGAAGAUGAUCAUCCAAAUGAGAAGGAUAACAGAUCUUACUGUAUUAAAACAAAAGAUGAGUUGCCUAUUGAUGACCUACCUCCUGUUGAAGACUUAACAAUAGUUCUGCCCGAUGAUGUUGAACUGAAGCUCUUUGGGACAGUUUCCAGCAUCAUUGAGAAGCUAGUAAUAAUUGAAUCGCUGCGUGGCCUACCUCCUGUAAAUGAGGAAAGCAUAAUAUUUAAAGAAGAUCGUCAAGUAGCAGGAAAGAUAUUUGAGGUAUUUGGUCCUGUUUUACAUCCUUUUUAUGUGAUAAGAUUUAACACCUCUGAGCAUAUCAAAGCAAAAGGUAUUAAUGUGCAAGAUAGCAUGUAUUUUGCUCCAGCAGUAGAGGACUUCACCCAGUAUAUAUUUGCAGAGAAACUUAAACAGGAAAAAGGUUCAGAUGCAUCCUGGAAAAAUGACCAAGAGCCACCACCUGAGGCCUUGGAUUUCAGUGAUGAUGAAAAAGAAAAAGAGGCAAAGCAGAAGAAGAAGAAGCCUCAGAGUCAAGGGAGGAAGAAACUCAGAUCGGAAACAAAUGCAUCAAGUGAGAAUAAAGGACUUCAUCAACCAGUGCAACAGCCUGCUUCGAGUUAUUCAAGGGGGUAUCGUGGCAGAGGGUCCUCCAGGGAUCCAUUUACUCCUCCAUCAGGCCAUCCAGGAUUUUUGAGACCACAAGUAAGAGUGACACAGUCGUACUCUUCAGACAGCAGAAUACCUCAGGAAUCUCCAGUGUUUCCUCAGAGAAAAGAAAAUCCAACGAUGCGACCGUAUCCCUUUCCUCCUCCAGUUUUUGGUUCUGUUAAUGAUACGCAUCAAUUCCACCUUCCACCUUCAAAUCCAAAUGUGAUUUGGACAGGCCCGAAUAUGUACAACCCACCAUACCCAUUUCUGCCACCUCCACCGCCACCACCUCCACCUCCACCAGAUAGCCAUCCUCAGUUCAGACCUUACUAAGUUUCUCUAAAUGUCCAUACAGAGCACUGCAGCUUAAAGGGAGGAAGAGCAGGUUGUGAAAACUAUAUUUUCUUAUUUUGGAGAUGCUUCAUUUUUCUGCAACAGACAAAUGCAGCAUUUGAUACUUUGUGAGACAUCAAUAGAAACCUUUAUAUAUGGUUUCUGUUUCAAAAAAGAAAACUGUGUUAUAAAAUUACUGAAUAUUAAAUAAUGGUUUAUUUUCCUAAGAUCUGCAAGUUUGAGAUGAUAAAUAAAAAUUUUUGGAGACUGGUAUAUAGUGGUGUAAA
Molecule: messenger RNA, 1588 nt
Organism: Melopsittacus undulatus (budgerigar)
Lineage: Eukaryota; Metazoa; Chordata; Aves; Psittaciformes; Psittaculidae
Gene: NAF1
Product: nuclear assembly factor 1 ribonucleoprotein
Exons: 8
Coding region: 24-1301 (425 amino acids)
Biological process (GO): ribosome biogenesis; box H/ACA snoRNP assembly; pseudouridine synthesis
Cellular component (GO): sno(s)RNA-containing ribonucleoprotein complex
Molecular function (GO): RNA binding
Source: RefSeq, a predicted model, not a curated record